This is a messenger RNA of Xenopus tropicalis (tropical clawed frog), 5609 nucleotides long. RefSeq names its product ubiquitin specific peptidase 49 (gene usp49). The coding region runs from base 487 to 2547 and encodes 686 amino acids. The transcript has 8 exons. Gene Ontology annotation, biological process: ubiquitin-dependent protein catabolic process; protein deubiquitination. Lineage: Eukaryota; Metazoa; Chordata; Amphibia; Anura; Pipidae. Gene Ontology annotation, molecular function: cysteine-type deubiquitinase activity; zinc ion binding. Gene Ontology annotation, cellular component: nucleus. The record is from RefSeq and is a predicted model, not a curated record.
GUCACUGCGCUUUUAUACAUGUAAUGUGACGCUACAGUCUCGCGAGAUGAGACUCGUGACGUCGGGAUUAGCUGUCCGGCAGGAGCCAAGGAGCUGGAUAUUAACGGCGUUGCGGGACGUUUAAGCAGUGAUCCCGGAAUGCGGACUGUGUUAAGAAAAUCGGAACUGUCCCGCGAAAAGAGGCAGCCACUGUGCCUGAUCCUGUGCUUUCAGAAAGAGCCAGCACACAUUAGAACUGCUUUCAGAUAAGCAAUUGUUUCGCCUACUCCAUGUAACUGGAGGAGUUCUGUAUUGGUGACUUGUGUCUUCUUAUCUGAAGUAGAAAACCUGUUUGCAUACACAAUAUAUAUUGACAACAGGAAAUCCCUUCCUUUCAAAUCUGCUGAGGCUGACAUGGGGCAAUAUAAGACUCUUCUGUCUUCAUCUUUAAGUGAAUUUCAUCAGCAUAGUACCUACAGUUUAUUUUAUGAGACCCUUCUGUAAAACAUGGAUCGAUGUAAGCAUGUUGGACGCCUGCGCCUUGCACAGGAUCAUUCUAUUCUAAACCCACAAAAGUGGCGUUGUGUAGACUGUGACACAAAAGAGUCUGUGUGGGCAUGCCUUAAAUGCUCUCAUGUGGCCUGUGGUCGUUACAUUGAAGAACAUUCUCUGCGUCACUUUCAGGAGAGCAGCCACCCUCUUGUGAUGGAAGUUCAUGAACUAUAUGUUUUCUGCUACUUGUGCCAGGAUUACGUGUUAAAUGAUAAUCCAGAAGGUGAUUUGAAACUACUAAGGAGUGCCCUGUCUGCUGUAUGGACCCAGAAGCAGGAGGCAUACAGUCGAAGGAGCUUGAGGUCUCAAGUGACUUCCAGAGAGGGUGCUGGAUGUCACAGGACAUCACAAGGGCAACCGCUGAUGCUCACUGCCUUGUGGCACAGACGCCAGGCUUUGCUAGCCAAGGCUUUGCGACUGUGGUUCGAGAGAAGUUCAAGAGGACAGUUAAAGCUUGAAGAAAAAAGGCAACGGGUUGAGCUUGAAAGAAGAAAAGAGGAGGCAAGGCUUAGGCGUCAGGAAGUAAAGCGGCGACUUUUGGAAGAACUUGCAAACACUCCUCCAAGAAAAAGUGCUCGUCUUUUAUCACAUGCACACACAGACAGCCUAAUUCCCCAGAAAUUCAGGGAUAUAACAGCUAGCAGCCCAGCUUCACAACGGGAAGCCCGGAGGCGCUUCAACCAGCUUUAUUCAAUCAGGCCCACUGUGACCCCAGGAGUGACAGGUCUACGCAACCUUGGUAACACCUGCUAUAUGAACUCUAUCUUGCAGGUCUUAAGCCACUUACAGAAGUUCAGAGAGUGCUUUCUUACACUUGACCCAAGUGAAAAGGAAGAACUUUUGGCUAGAACAGGAACAAAUGGCAAGCGCCGUGUAGGAGAUGCUGGUGGAGGACAUCCAGUUGGUGGAAUUGGACUUAAUGGGGGGUCAUCUAUUACUAAAAGUCUGGAGCUGAUCCAACCCAAAGAACCUAGCACUAAACAUCUUUCCUUGUGUCAUGAACUGCACACUUUAUUCCGAGUUAUGUGGUCAGGGAAGUGGGCGCUGGUUUCGCCCUUUGCUAUGCUACACUCUGUGUGGAGCUUGAUACCAGCAUUUCGUGGCUAUGAUCAACAGGAUGCUCAGGAGUUUCUGUGUGAGCUUUUGGACAAAGUGCAACAGGAGCUGGAAUCUGAGGGCAGCAAGCGUAGGAUCCUCAUACCCAUUUCCCAGAGAAAGCUCACCAAACAGGUGCUGAAAGUGGUGAAUACAAUAUUUCAUGGGCAGCUGCUCAGCCAGGUCACCUGCUUGAAAUGCAGCUAUAAGUCUGAUACAGUGGAGCCUUUUUGGGAUUUGUCCCUGGAGUUCCCUGAGCGCUACCACUCUCAGGAAAAGGGAAUUGCUCCAGUUACCACUACUGAGUGUACACUUACUGAAAUGCUUGCCAAGUUCACAGAGACUGAAGCUUUAGAAGGAAGAAUUUAUGCUUGUGACCAGUGUAACAGCAAGAGGAGGAAGUCCUCUCCAAAGCCAUUGGUGCUGAGUGAGGCAAAGAAGCAACUUAUGAUUUUCAGGCUACCUCAAGUAUUGCGGCUGCAUCUCAAACGUUUUAGGUGGUCUGGACGAAAUCAUCGUGAAAAGAUUGGUGUCCAUGUAUUUUUUGACCAAGUUUUAAACAUGGAGCCAUACUGUAGAAGUGUGUUACCACCAUCUAACCCUGAGGCAUACCUUUAUGACCUCUCUGCAGUAGUGAUGCACCAUGGUAAAGGCUUUGGCUCCGGACACUACACAGCCUACUGUUACAAUACCGAGGGGGGUUUCUGGGUUCACUGCAACGAUUCCAAACUUAAUAUGUGUUCAGUGGAGGAAGUAUGCAGGACACAGGCUUAUAUCUUGUUUUACACACAGAGGAGUAACACACAAAACAGUGUUCAUGGCAACAAGACACAAACCAAUGCAGGGAUCCCUGAACUCAACAUUCCACCUCAGGCUCCAUCCAGUCCCAAUGAGCGCAGCCGAAGGAUUACAGUCCCUUGAAUUGGCAGCAGGGAUGUUAGCACCGGCGCUUAAUGCCCCAGUCACUUUUUCUACUGAAUAUUUGCUGUUUUUAUUAAUUAUGCCAGAUUAGUAAUACAAGAAUUAAUGUACAACUAGAUAGUCCUCAUGAUAUGGGUUCUAGGGUUGGACCCCCAGUGUGUCAGAGCAGGAAAUUGUAGUUUGGAGGAAUUUAAAGGGGCAGUAUACACCCUCACCCUCUUUCAACAUGAGCUCAAUAAAUAAGUCUUGUACUGAACAUACUUUUGCCUGUUAUUUUAAGUGAGAAAUAUCUGUUUUUUAUUUCUUGCACUAAACAAGAAAGUAAAUUACUUUCUAGUUUAGGUUGCCACUUCACACAGCUAUUCUUUAUUUCCUGUUCUGAGAAGAGGAGAAGCUGUUAACUAAUUACUAGUCCACAGAUUAUCCCCUUUGCAUAAUCGGCUGUUUAUCUAAAAUGCUGCAGUUUAUGGAUGGGAGGGGUGUGUUUAUUCUGAUCACAUUAUUUCCCUUUGAACAAAUUAACCUGUUUUAUAUGGGUGGAAAGUAUAUUCAGUGAAAAAAGUGUUAUAAUUAUUGCACUUAUUUUUAUCAAAGGUGUUUUGUUUAUACUGCCCAUUUAAAGAUAAAGGCUAGCACUAUCCUUUUUUUACUCACUGCUAAAGAUUUGGAAGUUCUGUAGUUUUAACUUUGUUUUAUUGCUUUUAAAAUGUGCAGGAGAGAUUGAACCAGAUCAACUCACCCUUAUAAAAUUCUUUAUAUCCAGUAGGUCAGAAGUACAUUUCUUAUACAUAGACGUCUUAUGGUUCCGUCACAUAUUAUGUUUAAAAAUAAAAGUAAUUCCCUUUUCCCGUAAAUUUGCUAUAUAAUUUGCAGUUUGCUAGUUCUUCAGUCACUAGUUUCCUGGGUCUGGAAUCCACGUUACCAAUCUAGUUUGGAAACUCUUAUCUUUUAUGGUGUGCUGUUUUGCCAAAAGUCAUAUAACCUGAUGUGGUUCAAGACAGUUCUAACUUCUUCUAAUAGUUAAAUCGGUGCUUUGAUCAAAAUGUGAGGGUCUCAUUUCCAAGGAUAAAUAAUUUUUUACUGUUUUUUAAUGCUGGAAUUUUGAGGGGAAAUUUUGCUCAUUUGCAUAUACAAAUUAUUCAGCCAUAUCUUCUGUGAUGGAUUGGAAGGAGACACAUUAUAUUUUUUAGUUGUCAUUUAUUCAAACAUUACUGAUGCCAAGUGCACAGAGUGGGCAUUAGAUUUAUAGUUACUGGAAUAUCUUCAUCUUGAGAAAUACCUUAAAUUGUGGUGAUUGGAGGGAACAAGAUUUGAAACUUCCUUUCUGACAUUUUGAGGUGUCUGCAUUAUUUGCUUCAUUUGAAAGCAGUUGAUGUAAAAUGUUUAAUGCUAAUCUGUUUAGUUUUUCUUUGUUGUCUUUAAACCAGCAUUUUAAGCUGCACGAGACAGCAUUUUCUCAGGGCCUUAUCAAUCUCUCCAUAGGCUCCUUUUUUCAAGGCAUUCUAAAUAUUUGAUAUUGGCGUGUCUUUUAGUUUAUAAAGGAAUUGUGGCACUAUCCCGUAAAACAGACUCCAGUCUAAAUAGCAUGAUGGGGGGUAAAUGUGACACUCUGUUACAGUACUCCAAGCAAAGCCUCACAGUGACACUCUGUUACAGUACUCCAGCAAAGCCUCACAGUUGCCCUGCUGAUUUGAGGCAGAAUGCACUGGAGUACUGUACUGUACUGUAACAGAGUGUCACAUUUACCCCCCAUCAUGCUAUUUAGGAGAACAAUGUGUAUAUGUUUUUUUAAUUUGUACUUCAAAAUGAGAAUCAUUGCAGGAGGUUUGAGAUACAAAGCUUUUUAACUCUUCCCUACAAAAUAAGCUGAUGCUCAUGAGAGCAAAAUGCAUAUUUUUACUUUUAUUUAUCUUGAGACUUUGCAUCCCCUUUAAGGAAAAACCAUACAUACGCAUAAUUCCAGGCUGUAUUUUAAAAGCAAACCAUUCCUUUAUAAUAUAAAAAUGUGCCAGUAAUUCCUUCAAAAUAUGUCAACCUCUUGUCAACUCAAUUAGGUUGGAUUAGAGUUAACUGUGGAUGCAUUUAUGUUGAUCUUUCUUUCAUUUUGUUCAUUAAGGGGUCAUUUAUUUAAAAGUCAUAGAUAUUGGUGUAUGCAAUUAACUAUAAGGGGGGGGUGGGGAUUUACUAAAAUUUGAAUUUUUUUUCGGAUAUAUGAACUGUAACUUUUUCAUAUUGCCUCACAAAAGCCAGCGUCGGAAAAAAUUGAAAACCUCUGAAACCCCAAAGCAAAGAAAGCACUUCCAAUUGUAAAAGGGACAUCUGCCACUGACUUCUACAUGAUCUCGAUGAUCAAGUUCUAGCUGGCAUAUUUAAGCAUUUGGAAUUGUCACUGUUUUGUCACAUAAUAAAUCGUGACAAAUAUGCGGGUUUUUUUUCUGCAACAAAAACGUGCUGUAGAAAAUGCCCCCUUAAAUGUUACAUUUGUAAACAAAACUUCAGACCUUUGCUCACCUACUACUGUUAUGAGUAACAAUUGCCAUGUUAAUUAGCCAGAUCAGUUAAGGAAACUAGUUGUAGGACUGUCUGCUUUUACUCCCAAUUGACAUUGGUGCAUUAGACCUUUGUGGCCAUUUAAUAAAUGACCCUCACUGAUUUUGUGUGCUUCAGUGGUCAAAAUGACUCUGCACUAUUUUUCUCCUGUAAAGUGUAUACUGGUAAGCCUGUGUAUUUCUAGGACUGAAAGUAUGUUUUUUGUGCAGAUAAUUUUUUUUUCUAAAAUAACUCAGUUCUUUAGUUUGCUAUGUUGUUCAUGCAUUCUAAACAUAUCCACUGGCACAUGAAUGUGUUGUGAAAAAUUAUUAUUUGUGCCUUCAUUGUAGUAUUUUAUGUUUUGUUUUUUUUUCUUUUUUAAAAACCCUAAUUGUUUUAAGUUCCUGUGGUGUGUUGUGGAUCUCCUCCAUUUAUUAAUACAAAGAAAACAAUGUGAUGGCAUCAGGAGAGAGAGAUUUAAAUUGACAAUUCUCAAUUUUUUACCGUUUUACAUAAAACUCUAUUUUCAAGUG